Molecule: messenger RNA, 1035 nt
Organism: Entrophospora candida
Lineage: Eukaryota; Fungi; Glomeromycota; Glomeromycetes; Entrophosporales; Entrophosporaceae
Source: the annotation of a GenBank genome assembly
AUGGAUCACCAAUUUGAUUUAUAUAGUGUUGAGGAAGAAGGGGAUGAACACCAAGAUCCAACUUACAUUGAGACAGAUUCCGACGAGAAACCUUUCAAACUUCCAACCAAAAAAAAGUCGGGUAGUGAUGAGUUAUUUAUUGAAGAAAAUUUAAAUGAUGAUGAUUCUAUGCCAAAUAUCAUCAUAAAAGAUAUCACAUCCAAAUUUCAUGAAGUUGUCCCUGACACUUAUGAGAAAAUAAAAAGAUCAUCUAAAUAUAAAUUACCUUCAGACGAUGAAAUAAUGGGCAGGAUACAAUUAAGGCAUUUGCUGUUUAGAUAUGUUUGGCAAAGUAAUUUUUCCUCGCCAAUUGAUGAAAAAUUAAGGAAUGGUGCCAAAGUACUUGAUAUUGGUGGAUCUUGGGUGUUAGACAUGGCAUCAAAUUAUCCAAAUAGCGAAUUCAUUGGCAUCGAUAUGGCUCCAAUGUUUCCAAAUAGUUCUCCAUCAAACGUGGAAUUUUCAGUGAUAGACAUUAAUAAAGGAUUGCCAUAUGAAGACAGCACUUUUGAUUUUGUACAUUUAAGAUUUCUAGUACAAUAUUUAACUGAAAACGAAUGGCAAGAUAAAGUAAUCAAAGAAUUAUUAAGGGUCACAAAAAAAGAUUGUUGGAUUGAAAUCAUGGAAUUGGAUUUAAUAUUUAAUAAUGCUGGUAUUCAAACUAACAAAUUACAAGAUGCAACAAUUUCAUAUUUUAAUUCUCAAAAUAUCAAUUCAGUAAUUUCACAUCAAUUAUCAACUUUCUUAAACUCAACUUCUGCAUUCAAUGUAAUCAACUAUGAAGAACGUUAUACUCCUUUAGGCAAAUGGGGUGGUAGAUUAGGUAGAUUUUCAUUGGUAUAUUUCUAUCUUGCCUAUCAAAAUAUGAAAAAGGUUUUACCACAACAUAUGAAAAUAUCAGAUAUUGAAUAUGAUCAUUUAGUUGAAGGGUUCCAUAGUGAAUGCGAGCAAAACAAAAUUCAUAUUAAAACCUUUAGAUAUUGGGGGCAAAAAAAAUAG